Fusarium sp. VM40 is the source of this 1593-nucleotide messenger RNA. The record is from the annotation of a GenBank genome assembly. NCBI's taxonomy places the organism in Eukaryota, Fungi, Ascomycota, Sordariomycetes, Hypocreales, Nectriaceae.
AUGAGGCAUUCAAUUACACAGCUUUCCGCUGUGCUCACGGCACUCUCCACAACAGCUCAAUCGGCCGUCCUGCCCCGCGCCAAAGAAGGAUCCUGCACAAAAGCCAAAGUCGUUAUCCUCGGAGCCGGUGUCGCAGGCAUUUCAGCAGCUCAAAAUUUGACAGAUGCAGGAAUCAAAGAUUUCGUCAUCGUCGAACACAACGACUAUAUCGGUGGCCGUCUAAGAAAACAAUCAUUCGGCAAGAAUGCCGAGGGCAAGCCUUACACCAUCGAGCUCGGCGCCAACUGGGUGGAAGGAAUUGGAUCUCUAGAGACACACGAGAACCCUAUCUGGAAGCUAGCAGAAAAGUACGACCUCGUAUCUACUUUCUCCAAUUACUCCUCUAUCAAGACGUUUGACCACAAGGGAGAGGCCGACUGGACUGACAAGAUCGAGGAACUGGAUGCUGCCAUUGGAAAGGCUGAGGUCGAAUCUGGCCGCCUGCUGCUCGAUAACCUACAGGACACAUCUGCUCGUGCUGCCCUCCGCACAGCAGGAUGGCGUCCUGCGAAGGACGAUAUGUACGCCCAAGCAGCAGACUGGUGGGGAUGGGAUUUUGAAUCUGCCUGGACCCCCGAUGAGAGUGGUCUCAUCUUCGGUGUAGCCGGUGGCAAUGCUACAUUUGGCUACUUCAGUGAUAUCAGCAACCUUGUCUUCGACCAGCGUGGCUUCAACACCAUCAUUCAGCAGGAGGCAAAGACGUUCCUCAAGGAUGAGGAUGAGCGACUUAUGCUCAACACCACUGUUAAGGGCAUUAAGUACAGCAAGGACGGUGUGAAGAUCACGACGAAGGAUGGUGAGUGCAUCGAGGCCGAGUAUGCCAUCUGCACCUUUUCCCUGGGAGUACUGCAAAGCGGUACUAUUGACUUCGAGCCUAAGCUACCCGACUGGAAGCAGACCGCUAUCGACCAGUUUGCCAUGGGCACAUAUACCAAGAUCUUCAUGCAGUUCAACGAGUCGUUCUGGGACGACGAGACCCAAUUCUUGCUUUACGCUGAUCCUAUCGAGCGUGGUCGAUUCCCUCUUUUCCAAUCACUCAACGCCAAGGGCUUUGCUGAGGGCUCUAACAUCCUCUUUGGCACCGUCACUGGAGAGCAAGCCUGGCGCGUGGAGCGUCAGACUGACGAGGAGACGGAAGAGCAGAUGGUUGAGGUCCUGCAAUCUAUGUUCCCCGACAAGAAGGUCCACAAGCCAACCGCCUUUACUUAUCCUCGUUGGAGCACUGAGCCCUGGGCAUACGGAUCCUACAGCAACUGGCCCGUAGGCAUGACUCUAGAGAAGCACCAGAACAUGCGCGCCAACCUUCAGCGUCUGUGGUUCGCCGGUGAAGCCAACUCAGCUGAAUUCUUCGGCUUCUUGCACGGCGCCUUCACCGAGGGACGAGAUAUCGGCCACAGGGUUGGAAGAAUCCUCAACGGAAAGGCUGGCGAUGAUGAGUAUGAUAUGGAGCGAUACGAGGAGCUCCACGGAACAACGUUCGCGGACGAGUAUGAUGAGGACAACGGCUGGUUGUUCCCCUACGAUGUUCAAGGCGAGGAGGAGUCAGAGGAGUGA